AUGUCUGAACCGUCCGAUAUUCAGGCCAUCAUAACCGGUUUCAUCGACGCAGUUCGACCUCAGUACAUUCUCGUAGUCGCCACUGCACCAUUCUGCGGCUGUCUGUUGACGCUACUAGUCAUUCUGUUCGCCUUCUCGACGCCUGAGUCACGGAGCUUUCUGGUCUUCAAGUUGAAUGUCAUCGCCAUUCUGGUCGCACUCGUGACAAGUAUCUUAAAUAGCUACCUAAACAUGCUAGGAUUCUUAGAACCUUUCGCACCCGAUAUCGCCCUCAGUACAUGUUUCACAUUUGCGCUCUUUGCCCUUGGCUCUCCCUUAUUCUAUGAUUCGAUUCUCCUCCUGCGCGUCCUGGCAUUCUAUCCCAUCCGCUCGACGCCACUGCUUAUGUUGGCAAAAGUAUUAACCGUCCCUAUACUUGUCAAAUGCGGGCGACUUGUGUGUUUGGAAUUUACGGAUGUGUCAACGCAGACCCAGUCGUUGUUCCUUCAUGACUACUACGUCGAGUUUGCGACGUACGGCCCUGUUACCGAUUGGUUUCGGAAUCCGUAUGUCACGAGCGAAUGGGGGUUGCAAGUCAUCGAUAAUAUAUACUCGUGUGGUUUCUUCCUGUACAAGCUGUAUAUCCAUGACUCCAAGAUAUCCAAGUUUAGAUCAGGCUCCAACAUGAUCCAUCUGAUCCGGAACGUCUUCCUCGUCUCCUGUGCCAACUUUGUCUUCCCCGUCAUCUUCAACAUUGCCCAAAUGAUUUGUAUCACAACAAAUCGUUCAUACUCCACCACUACAGUCCUGCUACUCGGCAACGGGUACGCCAUCCCCCCAUAUCAGCUCCGCAGCCAUUGGGAAUUGGGCUGGGGGAGCCGUGAUGAUGCAAUUGCGAAUCAGGCUGUUCUUGGGUUACUAUCACAUCAUGUGGGCCUUGACUCUGCUCACCAGGAGCCAUUGAACUGA
Pisolithus orientalis is the source of this 948-nucleotide messenger RNA. RefSeq lists its product as uncharacterized. The record is from RefSeq and is a predicted model, not a curated record. Bases 1 to 948 code for a protein of 315 amino acids. Lineage: Eukaryota; Fungi; Basidiomycota; Agaricomycetes; Boletales; Pisolithaceae. The transcript has 5 exons.